CUUUACCUGAAGGUUACGUGGAUGAGUCCAGAUAUUUUCAAGUACACUCAACAGACUGUACAAAAUACAUUGAAGUUGUCCCAGGUGUGAGCGGAGCGGCAGUGACAUAUGUCAAGUCGUGUUCGUUUGGGCUUUUCUGGGACGAACGAAGUCUGUCAUGCAUUAAUUCUACUCACGCUGAAUGUUACAAUGACCCUUGUAGAAAAUUUUCGGCUGGAUACGUGUACAAAAUGGAUGGACUUUGUUCUGGAUUCUGGACAUGUUUGAAUAAAACGUCACUUCCUGUCUGUUGUACUCUGGGAUACAGAUUCCAACCCGCUCAAGGCUGUGUGCUAGAUUCAACGUGUGGCGAACCAUGCCCACCUAAACAAAAUACUUUAACAAAUAGAGAUUGUAGAAAAUGGGUUGAUCCACAUGAUGGCCAAUCAUACUUGGAGGAAGUGCACAACCGAAAUAUUUCACGCCCAUGCGCACCAGGAUCCUUUUUUGACCAUUCAGCGUGCGCCUGCACACAACACAACACUCAAAAUCCAAUAUUAGCUACAUCUGUGAGUCCGAGCGUCAGUACCAAUUAUUGUCGAGACGAACUUUAUCUGAAAUUUAACAAAGGAGAGGAUGGAAACAUUGACGGCUUUAAAGACUACUCGAGUCGCAAUAUCCACGUUGCGCAGCGUAAUGUUGUUAUUUCCGGCAGAGACGAUGGCAUGAUGGAAUUGGACGGGGUUUCCAGCUGUCUGAAUAUUUGGCGUUUCUCCAACAUUGAGUAUAGAAGUCUAGUGAUUUCGAUUAAGUUCCUUGCCCUGCAGUCUGACAAUCCACAAACACAGACGAAGUACCAGGCCCUUCUCUCUAACUGCUACUACAAAUCGUGCACAGCAAGUGUCGCCAUUGUUUUGGACAGGAUAAACCACGUGAUAGGGGUUCAAACACAAACUGCAGGCACUGGCACAUAUAUAUGGUGGCACCCAACAAAAUAUCAAGACGAUACAUUAAAUGAAGUUAAGUUGAGCUUUGAUCGUGAAGGGACAGUAAUUAACUUCUCCCUCAAUAAAGAGAACAGAAAGCAGUAUAUUCAAGAAAUGGUUCUUUUGAGACAGACGGGGCUUGUCAUUGGUGCUGGGGGUUUAUUUGACAAUUUUAAAGGAUUUAUAGAUGAGAUAAGAGUACAACAUUGCGAUGGUGACCCACCUAUUGAUGUCUGAAGAUUGUGAUCAUCUGUGAAUAUCACCAUAAUUAAAGAUUAGAAAAAUGUCAGACAAAGUGUGGAAUUUGUU
Molecule: messenger RNA, 1274 nt
Organism: Saccostrea cuccullata (small rock oyster)
Lineage: Eukaryota; Metazoa; Mollusca; Bivalvia; Ostreida; Ostreidae
Product: protein PIF-like
Exons: 8
Coding region: 231-1202 (323 amino acids)
Source: RefSeq, a predicted model, not a curated record